AUGUUGGUGACCAAACUUGACAACAAGAAAAGUUUGCUACUUGAGAUUUUGAGAAAUGUUGGUGACCAGUAUACUGACAAGUAUUCAGAAAAGAGUGAUGAUGAUUUGGCUCUUACUCUCUACCGAAGCUUGAAAGGAAACAGUUAUCUGAUCAUCUUGGAUGAUAUUUGGGAUGUUGAAGCAUGGAGUAACUUACGAUAUUCAUUUCCUGAUGAUGAAUAUGGAAGUAGAAUUUUCUUGACUAGUCGAGAUGAGAAUGUAGCUUCACAGAUCGAACCACACAGUCAACCUCCUCACUCUCUUCGUUUCCUCACUAGUGAUGAGAGUGUGGAACUAUUCCGGAAAAAGAUGUCUUUUUUAGAAAACAGCCCUUCAGAUGUAGUUGCAGGUGCGAAGGCAAUAGCAGAACGUUGUGAGGGAUUGCCGUUGAUGAUUGUAGUUAUUGCCGGACUUCUAUCAAAUAUGGAGCCAUGUAAUUGGGGAGAAGUUGAAGAAACUCUGAACAAAGAAGGGUUCGUCGUAAACACCGGAAGAGAUUGCAUAGAAGAUGUUGCGGAAGGUUACAUGAUGGAGCUAGUACAUAGAAACUUAGUUAUGGUUGCUGGGAGAGAACCUGGAGGUAAGAUGGAAUUUUGCAUCCUCCAUUAUGUUUUGCGUGAUUUCUGCUUGGAAAAAGGUAAUAAAGAGCACUUUCUGCUUCAUUUACAUAGGCAUGAGCUCGGUACUUCCAUUGAGCCAAGCAUGUUAUACCGAUCACUUGUACUUCGCUCUAGUAGAGUGGAGGAUUUUGUAGAAGCCAGACCGCUUUGUCCCCGUUUACGCACCUUGUUCUUGGUUGCUGAUGACAAAGAAAUGCUUCAAUUUGUGGAACCUUGGUAUGACAUCCUAUGUAAGUUCUGUCAGUCCAAAUUUCUAAGAGUUUUGGACUUAAGGGGAAUCUAUGUGUUCAACUUCUUUCCGCGUGCAAUUCUACUUCUUGCUGAGUUGAGGUACCUGGCCUUGUAUGCUGGAGACGAUAUGGAAAUCCCAUCAUCAAUUGAGCGUCUCUCGAAUUUGGAAACCUUUAUUGUUGAAGGAUACGGAAAGCUGGUUGUUCUACUCGACACUCUCUUGAAAAUGAAAAGAUUAAGGCAUAUGUCUAGCUCUCGGAAUAAUUGGAAAUUGAAAAGAAAGGCAAAUCCUCAACAUUUUCGCAGUUUAGAGAAUCUGCAGAUUUUAUCCGGCGUAACAUUCAGUCAAUUCAAAAAACUGAAUGAAGUAAUCAGGAUGUUUCCCAAUCUCCGGAAACUUAAAUGCCAAGUGGGAACCUUAGGCAUGAUAGCACUAGAUUGUUUGAGCCGACUUGAAUCACUUUCACUCCAUAGUUUCGAGUGGACAGGGGAGGAUCUGGACUCUCAAUUUCGCUUUCCCCAGAAUCUAAAGGAGCUAACACUGUCAGGCCAUUGCCUCUCAUGGAGUAAAAUUUCCGCAAUUCAUAGGCUACCAAAGCUGGAGGUUCUCGUGUUACAGAGGGACGCAUUUGCCCGAGAAAAUUGGGACAUGGAGGAGGAGGAAGAAGGAGGAACCAUAUUCCCCAAUCUCAGGUUUCUGAAAUUGAAACAACUGGAUUUAGCUAGAUGGACGUGCGAGUCGGAUGAAACUUUCCCGUGUCUUGAGACGUUGGUAUUGGAAGAUUGUCGCAACUUGGUAGAGUUACCGUCCUGUUUAGCUCAAAUUCCAACACUUGAAAUGAUUGAGGUAAUCGGUUGUGGGCAAGCCGUACUUGAUUCGAUAAAGCAAAUUCAAGAUGCCGGUAAUGAGUUACUGAUUUCCCCCAACUGUUUACGUCACACCUAUAUUCCACCCCAGGCGGGAUGUUCUUCAAUGAUGUUUAUUGAUUUUACAGCAUCUAGUGAUGAGCUCGAUCAUGCAUUGUCGGAGGACCACACUACAGAUUCUUCUUACGUGCCAGAAGAAGGAACUGAUGAAGAAUACUGA
Molecule: messenger RNA, 1977 nt
Organism: Oldenlandia corymbosa var. corymbosa
Lineage: Eukaryota; Viridiplantae; Streptophyta; Magnoliopsida; Gentianales; Rubiaceae
Source: the annotation of a GenBank genome assembly